AUGGCUCCUUCAGCCGUCACGCCUCCCGCUGCUCCUUCUACGAAAACCCUCCAACAAAACGUUGAGCACAAUUCUGGCGACCCCUCAUUGGCAUUCAUUCACGAUGAGACUACCGCGCCGCCAACCUUCACGGACAAGUUCGAAGAGCGCGCAUAUCUCAAGCACCGCCUCGCCCUCGCGUUCCGUAUUUUCGCACAGUUUGGAUUCGCGGAAGGCGUAGCCGGUCACAUUACAGUCAGAGACCCAGUGGACCCCAGCAGCUUCUGGGUCAACCCAUUUGGGAUGCACUUCAGUAUGAUCAGGGAUGAGGAUUUGAUUAGAGUGGAUCAUGAAGGCAAAGUGGUUGAUGGUGGGAAGAAUCGGAGGUUGAACUACGCUGCCUACGCAAUCCACGCUCAAAUCCACGCUGCCCGCCCAGACGUUCUCUGUGCCGCUCACUCCCACACAACCUACGGCCGCGCCAUGUGCGCCACCGGCAAAACCCUGCAGCCCCUCACCCAGGACUCGUGCGUCUUUUACAACGACCACGUCCUCUAUUCUAACUUCGCUGGUGUUGUUCUGGUCUCUGAGGAAGGCAAGCAUAUCGCCGCCUGCCUGGGCAACAAGAAGGCUGCUUUGCUGGGAAACCAUGGGCUGCUGACGGUUGCGCCGAGCGUGGAGGCCUGCGUGGCGUGGUUCGUGUUGCUAGAAAGCUGUUGCGAGGUGCAACUUCUGGCAGAUGCGAGUGUCGGCGGACGGAGGGAGGAGCUGGUAGAGAUAGGGGAGAAUGAGGCGACUAGUACGUGGGAGGCGCUGGGGAAGGCCAGUGGGGGGUAUUUUAUGGGGUUGCCGUUGUUCCAGGUGGCGGAGAAGGAGUUUGGGGAGCGCACGUUCUUGGGAAGGGGGCUGGAACCUUUGUAA
Messenger RNA from Trematosphaeria pertusa, 900 nucleotides. RefSeq names its product class II aldolase/adducin domain protein. The record is from RefSeq and is a predicted model, not a curated record. Lineage: Eukaryota; Fungi; Ascomycota; Dothideomycetes; Pleosporales; Trematosphaeriaceae. Gene Ontology annotation, cellular component: cytoskeleton. Bases 1 to 900 code for a protein of 299 amino acids. Gene Ontology annotation, molecular function: actin filament binding. The transcript is spliced from 2 exons.